Molecule: messenger RNA, 1602 nt
Organism: Geodia barretti
Lineage: Eukaryota; Metazoa; Porifera; Demospongiae; Tetractinellida; Geodiidae
Source: the annotation of a GenBank genome assembly
AUGGCAAAGCAAUUCCGAAACCGGGAAGAAGCGUGGGGCCAACUCCUGGAUGGCAUAGGCACGCUGGCGAAGGCCGUAGGAGCUACAUUGGGCCCGAGCGGACGCAAUGUUAUGCUGGACAAAGAGUUUGGACCGCCGCAGAUAUGCAGCGACGGCGUUACGAUCGCCAAGGAGAUCGAGCUUGAAGAACCGUUCGAGAAUAUGGGGGCCCAGCUCGUAAAAGUGGCGGCAAGCAGGACCAACGAUGUAGUCGGCGAUGGGACUACCACAUCAACCAUACUUGCACAGAGCAUUAUUCAACAGGGUUUCAAGAAUAUGGCAGCCGGCGCGAAUCCGAUGGCGCUGAAGAAGGGCAUCGAACUUGCAGUCGAUGCCAUGAAGGACGAGAUUAUCGCUAUGUCAGUCCCUGUUGCGGGGCGCGAACAGGUAGCGCAGAUUGCUGUACUCGCCGCUCACGAGGACGAAAUGGGCAAUCUGAUAGCCGACGUUUUGGAAAAGGUUGGCGCGCAGGGCACCAUCACCGUUGAGGAGUCCAGAACUCUUGUUUAUGAGACGGAAUAUGUUGAAGGGAUGGAAAUCGACCGUGGCUACCUCUCGCCCUACUUCGUGACCGAUCAAGGGAAGAUGGUUACGGAGAUUGAUGACCCAUACAUCCUUCUGACAUCCGAGAAGAUUUCAUCGAUUUCAGACGUCCUCCCCUUGCUUGAGCAGCUAAACGCAGUGAGCCGAAACAUAGUCAUCAUCGCAGAAGAUGUCGAAGGCGAAGCGCUAGCAACAUUGGUUGUUAACAAGUUGCGAGGCAAUCUUAAUGUUCUUGCGGUAAAGGCGCCGGGCUUCGGCGAGCGCCGCAAGGCAAUCCUCGAUGAUAUGGCAGUUCUAUUCGGUGCCAAUGUCAUCAGUACCGACAUCGGUCGCAAUCUCGACUCAGCCACUUUGGAAGACCUAGGUCGUUGUCGCAGGGUGAUUGCCACUAAAGAUGACACCGCAUUCGUUGAGGGUAACGGCAACCCACAGGACAUCGAAGCUCGCAUACACCAGAUUCGCCAGCAGGCGGAGGAUACGGCAUCCGACUAUGACCGCGAGAAGCUGGAAGAGCGCGCUGCCAAGUUGUCUGGCGGUGUCGCUAUUUUGAAAGUUGGUGCGGCGACCGAGAUCGAGCUUCGCGAAAAACGAGACCGGCUCGAGGACGCACUCGCAGCGACGCGGGCCGCCAUGGAAGAGGGAAUUGUGCCCGGCGGCGGUACGACUCUCCUGCGCGCCGCACAGGCGACACGGGCGGCGAUUGAAUGCUCCGGCGACGUACUCACAGGCGCCGAAAUAACAUUCUCCGCCGCAGAUGCUCCUCUCACGUUGAUUUCAGACAAUGCGGGCUACAGCGGAGUUGUCGUACUGGACGCCGUCCGCAGCGGAGAAGGAGACUAUGGAUUCGACGCCGAAAAAGGCGAAUUCGGCAGCAUGUUUGACAUGGGCAUAGUCGAUCCUACUAAGGUCGUCAGGUCUGCGCUCGAGAAUGCAGCAAGCGUAGCUGGCAUGAUUCUCACAAGCGAAUCGCUUAUCACAGAGCUGAAUCCGCCAAAGCUCCCCGCUCCUUACGACGAUUAG